CCUUGCCUCCCAAGUUGAACACCCGUUUCAAGCUUCAACGAGAGAGAGAGAAACACAAGAAGAGCCAUGGCGACUCCUGAUGACCGUGGCAGCUGGCUGCUGUACAUGUCCCUGGCCGCCAAAUGCGGCGGCGAUCAGCCGCACUGCCUUGCCGGUUUUCUGCUGACUUGCGCCCUCGCGCUCCUCGUCACUUGCCUCCUUUACUGGUCCUUCCCAGGAGGGCCGGCGUGGGGAAGGUGGUGGUGGAUGUGGCGGGGUCUGCGGCUCGGGGGCGCGGCCGUCCCGGGGCCGAGGGGGCUGCCGGUGAUCGGGAGCAUGUGGCUCAUGACGGGACUGGCGCACCGCAAGCUCGCGGCGGCAGCCGAGAGCCUGCGCGCUCGGCGGCUGAUGGCGUUCUCCCUCGGCGAGACGCGGGUGGUGGUGGCCGCGCACCCGGACGUGGCGAGGGAGAUCCUCAACAGCCCAGCGUUCGCGGACCGGCCCAUCAAGGAGACGGCGUACAGGCUCCUGUUCAACCGCGCCAUCGGGUUCGCACCGCACGGCGCAUACUGGCGCGCGCUUCGCCGCGUGGCGUCCACGCACCUCUUCUCCCCGUGGCAGGUCGCGGCCUCAGGCGCGCAGCGCGCGGUGAUCUCGCGCCAGAUGGUCAGCGCCCUGGCGGGCGCGUCGGCCGCCAGUCUCGACGUCGAGGUUCGGCGCAUCCUGCGACGCGCGUCCCUGCACAACGUGAUGUGGUCGGUGUUCGGCCGCCGUUACGAUCUGGAGCUGGAUCCCGGCAAGGAAAACCCGGAGACCCGGGAGCUGAGGAGCCUAGUCGACGAAGGAUACGACCUGCUGGGCCAGCUCAACUGGUCCGACCACCUCCCCUGGCUUGCGCGCUUCGACCUGCAGAGCACCCGGGCCAGGUGCGCGCGCCUCGUCCCGCGCGUCAACCGCUUCGUCGGCAGCAUCAUCGACGAGCACCGCGCCCGUCAUGACCACCGCUUGGCUCCACCCGCCGCCAUGGACUUCACCGACGUCCUGCUCUCGCUGCAAGGCAACGAUCGGCUCGCCGACUCCGACAUGAUCGCCGUUCUUUGGGAAAUGGUGUUUCGUGGCACGGACACCGUGGCCGUGCUGAUCGAGUGGGUCUUAGCCAGGCUCGUGCUGCACCCUGACGUGCAGGCUCGUGUCCACGACGAACUGGACCGCGUGGUCGGACCUGCCCGGGCCGUCACCGAGUCUGACUCGGGGUCACUGGUCUACCUCCACGCUGUGAUCAAAGAAGUACUCAGGCUCCACCCGCCGGGCCCACUGCUCUCGUGGGCACGUCUGGCCACGUCAGAUGUACACGUGGACGGGUUCCUUAUCCCUGCUGGCACCACUGCCAUGGUGAACAUGUGGGCCAUAACACAUGACCCUGACGUGUGGGCCGAGCCGAUGGAGUUCCGUCCCGACCGGUUCCUUGGCUCGACCGAGCUCCCUAUAAUGGGGUCUGAUCUUAGGCUCGCGCCGUUCGGGGCCGGCCGGCGGAGCUGCCCGGGGAAGAGUCUCGCCAUGGCCACCGUGGCAUUCUGGCUCGCCACGCUGCUGCACGAGUUCGAGCUGCUACCCUCCCCCAACCCGGCACGCGGCGUCGACCUGUCGGAGGUGCUGAGGCUGUCAUGCGAGAUGGCUGCGCCGCUGGCGGUGACGGCGAGGCAUCGGCGAGCGGUGUGAUGAUCGUGGACAGACGGACCUAGUCAGUGGGGGUCUCACUCUCAGCAUAUGCUUUUUGGGGUCGUUGCUGCCACCGGUCAGCUUUCUAGCUACUACUACUCCACCUGGUUGAUAGAUGUACCAAUCAACCAGGUGCCAAAUGUGAUAUUUUGGUUUGUACUGCUUGGACUUUUCUUUUUUCCUCCGCUUUCUUUUUUAUGUGUGGCAGAAGUGGAGUGCUUCUUAAAAUGCUGGUGCAAUGUAUGUAUGUAUAUUAGUAUAUAUAUAGUCUUUAUGGAGUUGUAGAUCAUAUUUAGUACUUGUAUUUGGUAAGGAUAAUCGUCUUCAACGCCUGAAUAUGAGGACCUGAAUCAUUCCUGCUUA
Messenger RNA from Phragmites australis (common reed), 2061 nucleotides. Its product is annotated as cytochrome P450 78A9-like. The coding region runs from base 67 to 1698 and encodes 543 amino acids. The record is from RefSeq and is a predicted model, not a curated record. The transcript has 2 exons. Gene Ontology annotation, molecular function: oxidoreductase activity, acting on paired donors, with incorporation or reduction of molecular oxygen; heme binding; monooxygenase activity. Lineage: Eukaryota; Viridiplantae; Streptophyta; Magnoliopsida; Poales; Poaceae.